AUGUCAUACCCAGGAUAUACACCCCCGUCGCAAACACCAGCAGGCGCUGUGCCACAGACUGCGACCACAUAUCCCUAUGGCGCCUACGCGACUGCAUACGGUCAUCCAACAGCAGCAGGUGCAUACAGCUAUCCUGCAAGCGCGUACCAAACGGGAGUGACUGGUUACGGGUGGACGUACCCGUAUGGCUAUCAUAUUCCUCAACCACACGCACAGACAGCAGCAACGUCAGCUGCACAUGUUCAACGACCCGCGGCUCCAGCCACACCUGCGGUUGCGACGCAAGCGACAACGACAUGUCUGCCCCAGCGAACAGCAUCUUUCUCUGCGUAUACUCCGAAUUACUCCAGGGAGAGCCUUCCUUCACACACUGGUGGGCGUGGAGGACGAAGGCAAUCCAAUUUCAAGGGGUUGUUCACGAAAGAAUUGAAGAAUCUCAUGUACGGCUUCGGAGACGAUCGGAACCCGUCAAACGACACUGUUAACGUUAUGGAAGAAAUCCUCAUUGAAUAUAUCACUGAUGUAUGUCAAACCGCAGCAGGACCAGCAAAAAAGACCAGAUUAUCUGUGGACGACUUGCGUCGUGUGCUGUCUCAUCCAGCAGAUGCGAAGAAGCUCGCCCGCUUGGAAGAGCUGUUGUUUAUGCAAGAAGACAUCAAACGCGCUCGUGCACAAUUCGAAGAAUCCGACAUUCACAAUCCGAAAGGAAUAUAA
Molecule: messenger RNA, 714 nt
Organism: Cyclocybe aegerita
Lineage: Eukaryota; Fungi; Basidiomycota; Agaricomycetes; Agaricales; Hemipholiotaceae
Source: the annotation of a GenBank genome assembly